UGGUGCACUACAACAAGACGAAGAAGACGUCUUACAUGGAGGGAAACCGAGGGAAACCCAUGUUCCGUAUAGAUUUGCGACUCGGUGAAGCAAAAGGUAAACUUGGUAAAGAAUAGGUAAUUUGUUUAAAAAUCCAAUAUCUGGCGGGCCCUAGUUCUGUAAGUCCCUCUUUAUUGACCGUGGGAAAUGCCACCAAAGAAAAGGACCAGAGUGAAGGGGAAAACAGAAAAACCAGGAAAAGAUGAAGAGUGUGCAGAAGAAACAGUUAGAGCUAAAAAGAAAGUAACCAAAGACAGCUCAAAAGCCUCUCCUGAGUACUCUCACUGGCUGAUGAAGUCUGAGCCUGAGAGCCGCUUUGAGAAUGGCAUUGAUGUGAAGUUUGGGAUUGAGGAUCUGAAGGCUCUGCCUGAUCAGACAGGCUGCUGGGACGGCGUCCGCAAUUAUCAGGCACGCAAUUUCAUGAGGCAGAUGAAAGCAGGGCAGUUGUCUUUCUUUUAUCACAGCAACUGCAAGGAACCAGGGAUAGCUGGAGUCAUGAAAAUUGUAAAGGAAGCUUAUGUGGACCACACUCAGUUUGAUAAGAAAGACGUGCAUUACGAUGCGUCCAGUAAACCUGACAACCCUAAGUGGAGCAUGGUAGACGUCCAGUAUCAGAGGAUGAUGAAGCGUUUUAUUUCCCUGUCUGAGCUGAAAAAGUAUCACCAGCAACAUUGUGCCAAAGGAGGGCCUCUGAAGGACAUGGCACUUUUUACGAGGGCCAGGCUCUCUGUGCAGCCACUGACAGCUGAGGAGUUUGACUUUAUCCUGGGUUUGGAGGAUGAGGAACCUUUGUGAGGAUGAGACCUAGCAACGUAGUUUUAUGUGUUUUAUCUUGUGUAAAUAUCAUUAAAAAUGUUUUGUCUUCAA
Cheilinus undulatus (humphead wrasse) is the source of this 906-nucleotide messenger RNA. RefSeq names its product thymocyte nuclear protein 1 (gene thyn1). The record is from RefSeq and is a predicted model, not a curated record. Bases 187 to 834 code for a protein of 215 amino acids. Gene Ontology annotation, cellular component: nucleus. NCBI's taxonomy places the organism in Eukaryota, Metazoa, Chordata, Actinopteri, Labriformes, Labridae. The transcript is spliced from 8 exons.